CUUCUCCCUCUCAUUUCCUUUCUCAUCAUAUCAACUCCCCUAAACGACGAUGAACACAACCAUAAGCCUCACCAUGCAAGAAGGCGGCGGCGGCGGCGCUGACGUAACCCUAACCAUGGCCAACUGCCUCAUGCUUCUCUCCCAAGCCACCACCACCUCCAACCUACAUCACCAAUACGACGUCGCCCCUCCCGACCCGAGCCGCAUCUUCGAGUGCAAGACCUGCAACCGCCAGUUCCCUUCCUUCCAGGCCCUCGGCGGCCACCGCGCCAGCCACAAGAAGCCCCGCCUCCCCACCACCGGAAGCUGCUACGACGUCGUUUCAUCGUCGUCGUCACCGGUGAAGCCGAAGACCCACGAGUGCUCCAUCUGCGGGCUCGAGUUCUCCAUCGGCCAGGCCCUCGGCGGCCACAUGAGGAGGCACCGUGGCAGCUCACGCGCCGGCGGGUCGUCGUCGGAGAGCCACGAGAGUACUCCGGCGGCGCCGCGAAAGAGGGCUAGGGUUUUGAUGACGAUGGGGUUGGAUCUCAACUUGACGCCGUAUGAGAAUGAUGCGAGGAUGUUUGAGCUUGGCAAGGCGGGAGCUAAUAAUUAUUCUCCCAUGGUGGAUUGUUUUUAUUGAUUUUUUUUUUGUUCAUGGAGUUUUCCAUUUUUGAAUUAGCUUGAUUAAUUAAUUAUUAUUAACAUUAUUUAUGCAGUUGAGUUCACAUAUUAAUUUCUUGAUUUGUUUAUAUAUACGGUUAAUCCUUGAACAUUUUUAUUUUAAUUGCUUUUGUUGAUGUGGGUUCUCUGCGUCACGUUGAGAUCAGGAUGACGGGAAAGGGUUAUUAAUUCGGUGGUUAAUUAAAGGCUGAAAUUGAC
Molecule: messenger RNA, 861 nt
Organism: Linum trigynum
Lineage: Eukaryota; Viridiplantae; Streptophyta; Magnoliopsida; Malpighiales; Linaceae
Source: the annotation of a GenBank genome assembly